ACUUCCCUCCUGGACGCUCGGGUCUGGCUUGCAAAAUUUUGGGGCCCAAAUUUUGGUGAUGAUGAUGCGCCGCUGCCGUACUGGAGUGAAGCUAUACAAAAUAUUCUUUCUUCGAGACAGCGCCGCUACCUGAUGUGUGUGUGUGUAUAUGUUUUGGAGCGCACGCCUUGAUGACGGCAGACAGACACGCCGGGAAAGACGCCUGGACUGCACCACAAAAUUCAAGGAUGUAUGGUCCAGUCCAGUCCGUCGGGUCGGCCCUGGAACGAACGCUUGGAGGAAGCCGCGAUGCUUUCAACCACACCGCCAGCCAGCCAGGGCAGGAACGACUAACAGCAGACAGACAGUCACGCCUUCCCCCUCUCCAAAGGAACUCGAACUCUCUGACGGCAGGCAGGCAGACGGCGCGGCAAGGGCGAGCGAGCAACGGCAACAGCAACGAGGCAAGCGCACGACCACUUUUCUGUCUUUCUGUCUCGUCGUUUGUCUUUCUGUCUGGCGAGGCAGGCAGACCGGGCAGAGAGGUUUGGGAAGAGACUGCAGCGCGCCAAGGAAUAGGGAUACAGAAACCACAAGUCCUCAGUCCCCUCCCCCUCCCCCCUACUUGCUAUGUAUGGGAUAGUCUUGUAAUUUUCGCAGAUCUGGGGAGCACGCCGUGCAUGCCCGCAUACACAAACGCGAGCAGGGAAUAUGGACGGGGGAGCGCAACCAGGCUGAGGCUUUCCUGCGGCACCGUCCCUGGACGGUGGGAGUGGCGUAGGAACCUCCUACUCUACCUACCCAGUCCUGUACUGUGCGAGGGCAGUCGGGACCAUCUUAGUGAAUCUGGCGCAGGGCCUGACCAAUUCCCACGCAGGGGGAGGGAGGGAGGGGUGCAGAACGGAGCAGAAGGCAUGUAUGUACCAAGGUACUAAGGAAUCUGAGAGAGUGUGCCAAAGCUCAAACGCACUCAAGCAGCCCAAAUCCAGCAAAAUCCGCUACGAAACUAGCUUCCACUGACAGCAGUCCCUUUUUCGACGCCAGACAAGAAACUUAAUUAGGUACCAAACCUAACUCGAAUUUGACUGAGCUACGAAUAUUCCGUGGGCGGAAGGGGAAGCGAGU
Messenger RNA from Lasiosphaeria miniovina, 1104 nucleotides. RefSeq lists its product as uncharacterized. NCBI's taxonomy places the organism in Eukaryota, Fungi, Ascomycota, Sordariomycetes, Sordariales, Lasiosphaeriaceae. The coding region runs from base 171 to 914 and encodes 247 amino acids. The transcript has a single exon. The record is from RefSeq and is a predicted model, not a curated record.